UCCUUUUCACGUGAAUUGUCAAUGUGAGGUUAUUUAAUGUAAUUUUAUUUUCUGUAGUAGAGAUCGUUGAAUCAAAAUGCAGCACGAUGAUGUUGUUUGGAGUAUAAUCAAUAAAUCAUUUUGUUCAUACAAGACUCAAACAAAAACCCAGAAGUUCUGUAGGAAUGAGUACAACCUGACUGGUCUGUGUAAUCGAUCAUCAUGUCCUUUAGCUAAUAGCCAGUAUGCUACAGUAAGAGAAGAAAAUGGUAUAAUUUAUUUAUUCAUGAAAACUGCAGAACGAUCUGCGUUUCCGAGGAAAACCUGGGAGAAAGUGAAAUUAUCGAAGAACUUUGAGAAAGCCAUUUACCAGAUUAAUGAAAACUUAUUAUACUGGCCAGGUUUUAUCAAGUCCAAAUGUAAACAGAGAUUUGUUAAAAUAACUCAGUACCUUAUUCGGAUGCGGAAAUUGAAAUUGAGAAGGCAGAAACUGUUGGUUCCAAUACAGAGUAAAGUAGAGAGAAGGGAAAAACGUAGAGAAGAAAAAGCCUUGAUUGCUGCCAGAAUAGAGAAGGGAGUAGAAAAAACUUUACUGGAUCGAUUGAAGCAAGGGGUCUACCAAGAUUUGUAUAACAUUUCCCAGAAAGCUUUCGACGAUGCAGAAAAAGAAGGAGAACUGGAAUCGGAAGAAGAGGGUGAGUCGGAAAUUGAACAUGAAAUGGAAACUGAAAUAGAAGAAGAAGGACCUGCAUUUGUGGCUGCAGAUUCAGAAGAUGAUAGUGACAGUGAUAGUGGUAGUAUACAAAAAGUUGAAUUGGACAGCAGUUUUGAAUCAUCCGAUGGUUCUGACAUCGAGGAUUUGCUGCAGAGUCAGUCGAAGAAGGGUAAAACUCCCAUUAGUAAGAACAAGAAAUUCACACCAGGGUCGUCUGGAACAAAAUCACGUAAGCCAAGGAUAGAAAUAGAGUAUGAAAUGGAAACGACAAUACCUUCUAGAGAAAGAAUUGUUUGAGGAAGUGAUUUAUUGAAAUAUAACGUUUUUAUAUUUUUA
This is a messenger RNA of Leptinotarsa decemlineata (Colorado potato beetle), 1030 nucleotides long. It is a transcript of the gene Rbm13, whose product is annotated as RNA-binding motif protein 13. Gene Ontology annotation, biological process: maturation of LSU-rRNA; maturation of 5.8S rRNA. The record is from RefSeq and is a predicted model, not a curated record. Gene Ontology annotation, cellular component: preribosome, large subunit precursor; nucleolus. Lineage: Eukaryota; Metazoa; Arthropoda; Insecta; Coleoptera; Chrysomelidae.